UCAUAAACCAAAAUCUAUUAUUGCAGUCAAUACCAGCAUAAACCAUGAGAAAGGGUGCAUGGUGGACGAUGCCUGAUGCCAAGCGGGAGUGACAGCUCAGACUCCGCGAAGCCGAUGGCCAGUCAAUGGGCCUUCCCCGCGCGGCUUCCCCUCAUUUCCUGCAAGUCUUUGGUCACAUCACCCACGGCUACUACUAGUACUAUCGUUCUUCAAUCCUAUGGAGGUGAAUUCCGGUCACCGGAGUCAUCCUUUCUUUAUGCCAAGUUUAGACUCGUGGAUAAUUGGCAUGUUGUGUUCCCGCCAUCCCUUGCGCGACGGUGACCUCCCCGCAUUGGAACGAUCGAUCUCUCUCCUGAUUGAAUCAUGAAUCAGGAGCUUUCCCCAUAUAGCUUUCGAAACAAUAACCCGCCGUCCUGCCGUCCUUCCUAGCCUGCCCUUCUGUCACA
Molecule: messenger RNA, 446 nt
Organism: Aspergillus vadensis CBS 113365
Lineage: Eukaryota; Fungi; Ascomycota; Eurotiomycetes; Eurotiales; Aspergillaceae
Exons: 2
Coding region: 76-321 (81 amino acids)
Source: RefSeq, a predicted model, not a curated record